GAAAUUCAAAGGUUGAAGAGCAGUGUAGUUGAUGUAGAGGCAGGCCUCAGUGCUACAGGUGCUCUAGGGUUCCCAGAGGAUCCAAUUGACGAAAUUAACUCCCAGACCCCACCUGUUCGGCUGUCUCAAGAGGAAAUGGAACAAAGUUCACAUGAUUUCAACCAGUUCUAGAGGAUGAUCUAUAAGCACAUUGGCCAGAGGUUGAAGAAGAGGCCAAAGAAGUACAUAUCGCCCUUCAAACUGUCACGGUGUCGCCCGAAUGUUCCAUUGACUAAGGCACUUGCAUUGCGGAACAAGAUUGUUGCUGAUCCAGCGUUGAAAGAGAAAGUUUUUAUUGACUUCAGCAUUUUUUGCUCUUUUGAUGGGAAUGUUCUACUGACCAGUUUUGCUGAUGACAAAGAUGGAGACUCUUCCGUACUUGACUUUACUGUGCAUUGCCUUCGCUACGAUGACAUUGUCCACAAGGAAGACUCGGUGGGAUACAGGGUGUUUUUGACAACCGGGUUCUUUUGUCAGGCAAUGUCCGUUCAGAGCAUCUACAUGGACGAUGGAGUAACCGAGACCGACGAUUUCAAGACAUUGUGGCAGUGCCUAGAAUCAGAAAUUGAGCAUUAUGAGGACAUAUUGAAGGCAAAGCUGGUUAGUUUACUUUUGCAUUUGUUUAACUAUCCACUUGCAACUGCUGUAAGUUUACUUUGCAAUUGGUUAACUAUUACUUGCAACUGCCGUCAGUUUACUUGCAAUUGGCCAACUAUUCACUUGCAACUGCUGCCAGCUUACUUUGCAAUUGGUCAACUAUUUUUUUUACAUUCACAUCAGCCCCCCACAUUGCAAGUGAUUUGUGAGCCACCACUUUUUUGCUGUUGCUUUUUUCACUAUGCUUUUGCAACUGUUCUGUAA
This is a messenger RNA of Panicum virgatum (switchgrass), 900 nucleotides long. RefSeq lists its product as uncharacterized. The coding region runs from base 175 to 900 and encodes 241 amino acids. The record is from RefSeq and is a predicted model, not a curated record. The transcript has 3 exons. Lineage: Eukaryota; Viridiplantae; Streptophyta; Magnoliopsida; Poales; Poaceae.